Leptidea sinapis is the source of this 9727-nucleotide messenger RNA. RefSeq names its product spondin-2 (gene mspo). The record is from RefSeq and is a predicted model, not a curated record. Bases 218 to 1498 code for a protein of 426 amino acids. The transcript is spliced from 8 exons. Gene Ontology annotation, cellular component: extracellular matrix. NCBI's taxonomy places the organism in Eukaryota, Metazoa, Arthropoda, Insecta, Lepidoptera, Pieridae. Gene Ontology annotation, biological process: cell adhesion.
UCACGGUGAACGGACGUGUCCGUGAUUAAUAUCUUCUCUAAAAUUGGUUUUCGGGUGUGUUGUCGAUCCGUAAUGAAAAAUUGAUGAAUGCUCGUAAAUUAUAAGCAUUAUUCGUAGCGGUCUAAUCGUUGUGCUUUAAGAAGGAUAGAGUUACAAUGUUUUAUUUAUGGUACCAACCCUGAAAUAAUGAACAGCUAGUGCAGUGCCCGUUAUCGAUAUGGCAAGAUUAGUGCUAGUGUUGCUCCCCGCGCUCGCGGUGGCAGCACUGUCGCCGAUCGAUUCAGACACAUGUAACCCGGACAAGAUGACUGUUUAUAAGAUGGUCCUGCAUACAUACUGGACGAGAGAGAAAUUCCCGAAGCAUUAUCCGGAUUGGCGGCCGCCAGCGCAGUGGUCACGUAUCUAUGGUGUCUCACACAGCCGAUCCUACGUACUGUUCCGGCUAGGACGUCGCGUUUCCUCUUCAAUGAAGCAGUUUGCCGAAACAGGCAGAUCAGAUUCUCUUGCCUCCACUCAGGGCACACUGGAUGAAUUUGGAGCACCAGCUAUUGGACAAGGAGCUGGUCGCAGUGAAGCCGAGUUCUUUGUGGAUGGCAAUCAUUCUAGAGUGUCAGUGAUGGCAAGGAUGAUUCCAUCACCGGACUGGUUCAUCGGUGUGGAUAGUUUCGACCUCUGCGUUGAUGGCAACUGGAUUGACAGCAUCACCAUUGAGGUGGAUCCCUUGGACGCUGGUACAGACAACGGUUUCACUUUCACAGCUCCAAACUGGCCAACGGCUCCCCAGGGCGUCGCGUACAGGAUCACAUCCCGAUAUCCAUCGCAUCCAGCCGGAUCCUUCUUCUAUCCUCAUCUCAGAAGACUGCCGCCGAUAGCUACCUUCCAAUUUAUUAAGCUCCGCGAAUACGAGGUCUCCGAAGUAUUCCACCGCGACAGCGACGAUCGAAAGUACGACGUGAUCAAACUAGACAAACUUAGCCACAACAGCAUCGACGUUCUCGACGGGAACCGAGCGCUGUCCAUCGCCGACGAGGUGGAAAGAGAAGAAGCGCCCAGGAUCUAUGCAGACGGUGCCCUGACCACACCAGAUGGUGCCUAUUCGUUCUAUUCAAUAACAAAUAAUGCAUCAAGUACAACAGAAGAGCCGAGGUCAGCGAACGAGCUCCCGACGUCGGGCCCCACAGCGAGCGAGCAAUCAGCAUUGCGGAGCUUAGCGCGACGAUACCGGGCGAGGAGACGACGUAAGAUGCGUGCCGAUAACACGAACCCUGCUGAGAGGAGAAAGAGAAAAAGAGCGAGAUUGCUGGAUUGUCGAGUAUCAGACUGGGGCGAGUGGAGUCCAUGCCGCAGUGAUGCAGGCUGUGUGGGCUCAGCGCUUCGCACAAGAAGGAUCAUCCGACGUCAACGACAAGGGGGUAAUCCUUGCCCCCCCACAGUGCAAUCCAGAUGGUGUGCCACAAACUGUACUGCACACCAAGACUGGCGGAUUAACCUCACGUAAUUUCUGAUUUUUAUGUAAUGGACUGACCUCCAUCUAUAAAGCAUCACAACUCGACUGUCAACAUCAAUACAAUAAAAUAAAAUACAAUAGUAUUCUUAUUAAUAUGAACUUUAAAUAAUUACUAGUUUAAAAAAUUAAAAAACACGCUUUUUAUAGAAAACAUAACCAAAAACAGAAAAUUAUAUAAAUGAAUGGAAUAAUUUUAUCAAAAUAAUGUAUUGUCAUCGGUCCUCGAUAUAUCUACGAAGUUUGAACGAAAUCUGGCCGUUUUAAGUGGGUCAAAACCGCGCCCAAAUGAGUCGGUUACAAAUAAACAUACAUACAGGUGAAGCUAAUAAAAAGUGUGUAAAAACGAUAAUUGAAACCCACUGUAAAUGCAGUCAUUGCUCAUACGGAUAGUUAAGGUUACUGGUUUUCUAAUAAUAUCGUCUUAAGAUGUCAUGAUCUAGAGGUCAGUCGUAAUAAAAGCACAUUAAAAAAAAUUGUAAGAAUUUGCGUAAAAACAUUGUUGUGUUGUCGAAUUUAUUACAUCAGGAAAUGUAUUUCACCAAAGAAGUCUUGCAAGUUAUGAAAACACAAAAAUUUGUCGCUAUUGUUUGUCAAGAGUUUUCACUGUUUGUAAAUUUCAUAUUUCUUAACACGGCCUAUUAAAAAAAUAAGGACUCCGUGUCACCUUACAUAACAGUGUAGCACCAAAACAAGCCGAUUAAUGAAUACAUAGCCCCACGCACACACUCACACUACUACAGGCCGAUAGGCGGACAUUAUGAGAAUUGUCAUCGUCUGUGACAGAUCAGUUUGCGUCUCAAUAAAAUAUUUUAAAAAUGCCGUCGUGCGUUGUGUAAAAGUGUUAAAACGAUAUUUUAUAAGUAUUUGUGGCCAUAUAUUAAGGGAGAAAAAUUGUGUAACUAGUAUCCCUCGUAACCGCACACACUAGCAUAACGGUGCUUUACUUGCUAAUAUCACGGCGUGGAGUCCUUCUUUUUUUACUCAUCCGUGAUUUCUUAACAGUUAUCAGUAACAAAUUUAACAGCCUUAAUUACGUAAAAGGUCUAAGUUCUAAUAAAUGUAGUAUUUUAUUUGUCCGAUUUCUAUUAUUUUUGCGUUGACAUUUGUAUUGUCCGUCCAAAUAUUUUUUUUAUGUAAACCACUCUUUUCUAUUAAAAAAAAUAUCAUAAAUGUAAAGAUAUAUUAAGUAACAGACUGCUCGUGUGGUGUAGGUUAGCUUAUGUUGUUUGACGCUGUAUCUAAAAGCUUUCUUUUUCGUUUGUCUAUGGUAAGCAUUAAGAUUAAGAUUAAACACCUUAGGUUAAGGAUUGGUCUCCGCUGCGCUCCAACUAGAUACCGCAGGCGAAGUCGCAAAGUUUGGCAACUAAUACUACGCCAUUGUGUGACGUUGAUGUGCCACAUGUUUCAUUAAACUUUGCUAAUAAUUGAAACUAAAAUGCCGGGUUGCGUAGUAAAACGUUGUAAAAAGAAUACUCGAGAAAAUAUAAGAAAGACACUGGAAUCACAUAUCAUCAGUAAGUAUUUUGGAUUUUAUUUGGUAAUUUCAAUGUAAAAUAGCAUGAAGCGUAUGUUGCAAGAUUUGAAAAACGCCAUUGAGUGUCGAGAUGCCACGCACACAAGCAUCUCAUAGUUGCCUUAAUAGAAUACUAUUGUUCUUAGGUAGUGCGGUAUCUAUUUGGAGCGAAGCGGAGACCAAUCCUUCUAAUCUCGAUCUAAGUUCGACACAUUAUCGAACGUGGCUGAUGUUACCCGCAACUGUCUUUCGUAAAUAUUUUUUCAAGGGAUUAAUCUAAUACUUAGAGGUACAUAAAAAUGCUUCAGUACAAAAUGCUAAACAAAUAAAAAUUUACAGAUAUUUAAAUAAUUCAAGCAUAUUAUUGUCUUAAGGUUUCUUGUGGGCCUCUACAUUAUAAAUAUUAAUGAAUUAUUUAAAUCAUAUGUUCCUUGAAAUUCGUUUUAAAAAUUAGUCGAAUUAAUUAGAAAUAAAUAUUUUUCUGUUUUUCAAGAAAGUGAAUGAUAUGUUAUGGAUCUUACGUAGAUUUAACUGUACCAUUGUCUUAAGAACAAUAACUUCAAACAAAUAAAAAAUACUUGAAGGAAAUUACUUUUAUCAUAUUAUGGAUUCAUUAUAUAAUUACCAAUUUUCCCAAAUAAAUCGAUUAUAAACUUACUAAGCAUAUUAAUUUCCGUAAUAUGUUGUUUUAGCUUAACUAAACUUACUUAAAGUGUGCAUAUUCAUAAUGGUAAGAGAAAUAAUAUACCUAAUACAGUUUUGUCAAUUAGUAAUAUAGUCUGUUCUUACAAACAUAUCUCUUUAACUUACCUAGACUACCAUAAACAAAUAAAGAACGUUUCUUUCGAAUAUAUGAAUCUGUAGAUAUUUUUAUCUACACCCAUGCUUUAAAUCCUCUAUUAAAGAUUCUUAAACUGUUAGCUUAUUGCCUUCAUAAAACACCCAAUGUCCUAAUAACCAUUACAUCAUCCAAACGAGUGUUGUAAUGAAAUUCAGUACAACAUUACAACACUCGUUUGUAUGAUGCAAUUAAUGGCUGGUAGGACUGGUUUUUUUAAUGUUAGCAGUACGCUUACUGUUUCAGAAUCUUUUAUAGAGACGCAGUCAUCGAAUAUUCUAUAUUCACCAUGCUUUCAGAAUCGUAUACACUUCUAUAGUAAGGCCAACGAGUUGAGAUAAAGAAUGUAAACAAAGUUUCAGGGCUUCAAAACAUUUUUAUUUGAAUAAAUAAUAUACAAAUUUUCGAUUACCUAUUCUAAUCGCUUUCGUCUGUGUUAGUCAAAGAUGACUCGUCGGAAGAGUCCGAAUAAGCCGUAUUUACGACAAUAUAGCUCGUUGGUCUUAGUAUAGACACAGAUCUAAUAACCGAUCUUGAGCCACUAUACGGGUGAAUUAAUUUGCACGGCCUGCAUCUAAAACGCUUAAUUUUAAGACCCAGUGAUACAUCUUCCCUACCAAGCAGCGCGUCAAAGUAAUACUGUAUUAUUACUCUCAUUGUUCACGUCUGCUAACAUGUCUGGUUGUUCGAUAUAUUAUGAUUUAUUGAUUGAUGAUUAAAAGUUAUUUACUCGAUAGCAUAAAACACCAAAGUAAAACUUUGAGCGACGUUUUUUACCGUUUUACUACUAAACGACCCAUUUUUGGAGUAGUAUAUCAAAUUUGCUAGACUUUUAAUGAAUUUUACUCAAACCUCACAAGAAAAUAUUUGCACUUAUGUCAUUAAUAUUAUCACAAAAUGAAAUAAGGUUAAACGCUUACGUAAAUUGCUAGUACUGAGAUUUAUCCGUGUCUAUGGUUAUUUUGAAUGAGUUCUUCGGUCGAGAUGACGAUAUAGAAAUAAAAUGGAGCCGGCUCUAGAUUGUCUCUUAAUUAAAAAAAAAAACAAUGAAAGUCUCAUAAAUACUAAUUCCUGAUUUGACCGAUAUAUAAAGUUGACAAAAAGGUAUAAGUGAAGUAAUAAUAAUGAAAGUAGGGUGGAAUAAAAUGAAAUGAUUGAGAUAAAAAGCGUCGCAUUUAGAACAUUUUGAAUCAUCAAAUGGGCUAUUCAGCCAAUAUGCAGAGAUUUUACAAAAUAUCUCAAACAACAGUGGCCUAGAAUACUGGCAUACAAAAUACUCAACUCGAACGCAAUGGAACUGACAACAAACAUCGAACGUAAUGAAAAUCUCGAAGCUUCUAGCAAUAUUCGCCUUGUGAAUUCUGUGUGAAUAAACGAAACAGAAUUCACGUUGCUGAGUGCUAAGUUUUUUUUAAUUUGUUUUGUAUAAUAUACAUUCGAAAAGCUAGCAAUUUUAAUCGUAAUAAGGAUAAUGGUUUGAUUCUUGAACUUCGUUAUUGCCUUGGUUUUGGUAUUAUGUGGCCGCCGGUCGGAAAGUGGGUUAAUAAUACGUUCACAUAUUUUAUUUUUUAUUUUUAUGUAAUGUUUAAUAUGUUACGUAUGUUCUUCAUUUAUUUUUGUUUGUUGAUUAAAUAGUUUGACAGACUAAGGUACAUGUAGUUACAAUAACCAUACAAUCAGCCUAGCACAACUCUCUAAGAAAAAAGCGAUUCACUAUAUUGUAUGUAACGUGCAGUCAUUGAUAGAUUGACAGAUGACGGCUAUAAUCUGGUAAACAACGUAGAUAGCCGAAAUCAACUACGUUUUAAACAACUUACUUCGUUCACUUUCAAACUUAGCCGGAUUAAACAUCGUCGACAAUCGCCAUGCUGCGAUUACUACUAUUUCAAACUUAUGUCAAAUGACUGCACGUUUCAUACUAAACUAAAUUUCUAUUUUUACGUAGGCAGUCCCGCCUCUUAUUACGUAGUAUUUACAUCCUCUUUGAUACAACUAGAUGCCAGCCACUGACAGUCUGAAUAUUUUCUUAAAAGGGCUGUAUAAAACAGUUGUAGAGACUCACAAAUGAUUUUCUAAAGGGCUAAAAUUAAAAUAGCUUGUUCGUAUCUUAACUCUAAGUGAUUGAGGCCGACUUUGUUUUUCGCUGUUUUGCUUGCAGUUAUUAUUGUACUAUAUUCUUGUUUAUUUAUAUUCAAAUUUUGUUAUUAUUUGAUUUCUACAGCUUAAUUAUGUUUGAUAGUAUUCUUCAAUAUUUUCAAUACCUUCUUUUUCAGUUAAUAGUACAUUAGCAAGGGAUUAUGUUAAUCUGUUAGUCUAUUAAAUCAUCUUUGUGCUGUAACAUUGCAAUUGUUAUGACGGGAUCUGACGAUAUAUAUUUUAUUAAUUUGUGUGAUGUCGAUAUUAUUUAGAUCCAAUUGCAUGAAUAGUGAUCGCUGCGGAACUGCGGUGGCGGCGAGAAACUGUUGACACAUUGACACUUGACACUAAUAGAUCAUCAAUCAAUCUACGUGGCGUCUAAUUCGUUUUGGUCUUUGAUUCCCUAAUUCACGACACACACUACUGUCGACGUACAUACCUUCGGGUCUUUUUGGUCAAUUUGUACAGCAGAGUGAGACCACUGGAUUCCAUAUUUGCGCCAGUCUAAAACCGUCCUCCCUAUUAAAAUUGUUAUAAUGCUUUUUAACUUCAUUUUGCUUCUCUAACAAGCCGUGGAGUGUAUUAGCGUUCAGCAGAAAUCAAUUGUGGGUUGUGCAGCUCGAUCCAAUGGUUAGUACCGGCUUUAAGCAAGUGUUCGGCUAUUGCGGAUUUUUUAGGAUCGUUAUUUUUUACUGCGCUGAUGUGUUCCUUAACGCGUUGAGAAAUAUUUCUUUUUGUCUGUCCGAUAAAGGAGCUUCCGUAGCUGUAUUCAGUUUUAUAGACCGUGCAGAAGUUUAAAGUUCCGCGAUGAUAAAAGUUUAAAAACAUACAUCUUUGCGUCUGCCAUUUGAUGCCUUUACGUAAUUUAAUAACCUUACACAAUCAGAAGAAGUAUUAAAUAUCUUCAAAGCACCUACUUUCACAUAAUAACAUUACAGUUAUAAUUAGAAACAAAAUAUUUGUAUUGAUAUCAAUGUAAUUUCAAUCAGUAAAAUUCGUUAUUGUAGUCAAUACGUUAUCAAUUAAUUAUAUCAAUAGAAUUAUUGAUUCGUUCACGUGUUUCAUGUUAAAGUAUUUAUUAUAUGUCAGAACCAAUAUAAUACACUACAUUUUUUAUGGUAAUGGCAAUACGGAAAUAGAUGCGGGCCUUUUUUAUGUGCAUACCCUUCUUGUGGUAAAAGAAUUACAGUAUGAACAUAUUUGUAGAUUGGUUUCAUAAAACAUGAUGUUUACUAAUGUUUGAUAUAUAUAUAAUGUAAGAUACGGGAAUAUUGAAUUCAUGUCUACUAGCAAUUAUGACAGCAUUUUUUGUAUCAUCAUCAUCAUCAGGCGGAAGACGUCCACUGCUGGACAAAGGCCUCCCCCAAAGAUCUCCACUAUGAUCGGUCCUGCGCUCAUCCAACGUAUUCCGGCGAUCGUCGCUCGGUCCAUCUUGUGGGGGGCCUACCAACACUGCGUCUUCCGGUACGUGGUCGCCAUUCGAGGACUUUUCUGUCCCACCGGCCAUCUGUCCGUCGAACUAUAUCCUCUGCUACUUCAGUUUUGCAAUCAUUUGGGCUAUAUCGAUCGUAUAUAAGGCUGUUAUAUCACUAUUAAUUGUAUAUUUUGACGUUAAUAAAUUGUGGCGACGGAAUAUUUAUAGAGCUUAUUUAGAAUUCCUGGUAUGAUCGUUAUUCUUGGCGGGCUGUACCAGCACAAUACAGUAAUGGGACUGUACUUUAAAUUCAUACAAGAGCGCCAGAAUCGACGCACACACGCAAACACAUGAUUUACACUGCCGAAAUCCUGAUUAUGACGAACCACCACUCACAUAAUAUUUUAGCCAAAAUUGAUAACAACACUUUUAUUGAUAUUCAAAAAGUGUUGUUUUAAUUGCAUUUGCUGUUAUAGAUAAGGUUUAAGUCAAAUUUAACGUUAGUUUAACUUUAGUAACGCUGACAUUAACAUAGACUGCGGAAUGUGUUGCACCAUCGUAUUCCUUGGCAUAGUUCCAGUUAAUGUUAAAAAGUGAAAUAUCAAGUCAAGUUUAUUUGAUUUUUUUGACAUGUCGCUAUUUAGCUAUUUUACAUUAACAAUAGCUUUAAGCUGCGAAGAUUGAAUGGUUCAGUUAACAGUUAAACUUAUGACCUCAUUUCAAAAUUGCCAAAUAGCGUAACACAUUUUUUGCUUAACCGGUUCUUGAACAUGUUUAAUUAUUGAUAUUCAAUCAUUUAUUGUGGAUUUCCAAAGGAUUAAAAAGUCGUCAUAUACAUAUAAUAUAAUAUUCCAAAGAAGCAGCUUUUAUUUUUAAUACAUUAAAUGUUAUAUAGAUAAGUUUGUAUGUAGCGUAAGUUAUGGUCAAAGCCUUCUGUGAAAUACUUAGAUUCGAGUGUUUUCCUCGUAUUAUUUAACAAGUGUAGCAAGAUAAUUUAAGUGAUAACCCUUACAAUUAGAAAUAGGCAUUACGGUGCAAUUCUUCAUAAAAUAUAAAAGUGUAAUUUUGAAUUUAUGUUUUAUAUAUUCACAUAAACACAUAGACAUAAUAGUAAAUCGUUUUUUAUCUGUGGUUGUACCAAAGAAAGUAUUAAUUGUAUCAGACUUAAAUGUUUAACAGUUAUUCAAUGCUUAACAAUUAGUAAUAUAUUGAAAUAUGUAACAAAAAUAUAAGUUUACUUUCAUAACUAUAUAACAUGACUUUAAUUAAACUUUAAUUUCUAAGAUAAGUUAAACAUUACUCUUUUAAUUUGAGUUUAUCUCUCUUUAUCUGUCCAACAAUAUUAUAUUUUAAUGCUUUUGUUAAGCUUUAUGAGAAGUAUUAGAACCAACUGCAUGUGCUCUUCGUAUGGGGCAGUACUGCCACUGUUUUCCAAUUUACAUACAGGCACAGUCCUCUGUUUUGAAGUAACAAUAAAUUCCGUUUCCACAUUAGUUAUAUAUCUCAUGCUGCACGCAGUGGUCGCGUGCCUUUAUAGCAUAGCGCGCCACUCUGAGUGAAGCAGCUUAGUCUCGACACAGCAUUAUCAAUCAACUAUUUUUUUGCUUUUUUAAUACAGUAAUGGUAAUGUAUGGUAUUUUUUAUCUACACCUAUGUUUUAAAUCCUCUAUUAAAGUUUCUAAAACAGUUAGCUUAUCGCCAACAUUAAAACACGCAAUGUCCUAAUAACCAUUACAUCAUCCAAACGAGUGUUGUAAUGAAAUUCAGUACAACAUUACAUCAUCCGUUUUCAUAAUAACACUCCUUUGGAUGAUAUUAUGGUUACUAGGACUGGCUGUUUUAAUGUUAGCAGUAAGCUAACUAUUUCGGAAUCUUUUAAGAGGAUUCAUGUUAUGGGUCUCCAUUCUACUAAACCCUCAUUCGUGUUUUAAUACCCCUUAUUACACAACAGUUGCAUAAAUAACUAUUAUGCAUUGGUUAGUACCUAAUUAUUAUUUAAUCAAUUUAUAUUUAUAAUUUCAUUCAACAUUUGAUUAAGACUUACACAUAUUAUAACCAAAAUCAAAACUACAUCAAAAUUCUGCUAACAUUUAAUUAUAUAGAUAUUUUUUUUUUAAAUAAGUAAACACUAAUAUUAUUAUUCAAGGUAAUUAAUUAAUGUUCUUUGAUAAUCUGUCUCCUUAUACGAUGUAAUAAUUAAUUAAUGAUAAAUUUUUUUUUUAGUUAUACCUACCAAAACUUGUUAUUGUAAAAAUUACUGACUAUGAUUAUUUUUACAGUGUAAUUUAUUCUGAUUUCUUAAUAAAAUAUGAAAUAUGA